Molecule: messenger RNA, 1660 nt
Organism: Melozone crissalis (California towhee)
Lineage: Eukaryota; Metazoa; Chordata; Aves; Passeriformes; Passerellidae
Gene: GRTP1
Product: growth hormone regulated TBC protein 1
Exons: 8
Coding region: 39-1058 (339 amino acids)
Source: RefSeq, a predicted model, not a curated record
GGGAGCGCCCGCCCGGCCGGGCGCCAGCGGGGCGGCCGAUGGCGAGGCGAGAGGACGGGCGGGACUGGGCGUACAGGGUUGAUCCAUAUGGGUUUGAGAGGCCAGAAGACUUUGAUUAUGCAUCCUAUGAAGCAUUCUUUUCCAGAUACCUAGUGGUACUCACUAGAAGAGCAAUAAAAUGGUCCAAGCUCCUAAAAGGGAAUAACAGUAUACAGAAGAGUUUAAAAGUGAAGAGAUAUAUCAGGAAAGGCAUCCCCAAUGAACACCGUGCAUUGGUCUGGAUGAUUGUGAGUGGGGCCCAAACCAACAUGGAACAAAACCCUGGGUAUUACCACAGACUGCUUGAAGGAGAGAAGAAUGCCAAGCUGCUUGAAGCAAUCAAAACAGACAUGAACAGAACAUUUCCAGAUAAUGUAAAAUUCCGCAAAACCGCCGAUCCAUGUUUGCAACAUGCACUCUACAACGUGUUGGUAGCAUAUGGGCAUCACAAUAAAGCAGUAGGAUAUUGUCAGGGCAUGAACUUCAUUGCUGGAUACCUGAUUCUUAUUACAAAGAAUGAAGAGGAGUCUUUUUGGUUACUAGAUGCUCUUAUUGGAAGAAUAUUGCCUGAUUAUUACAGUCCUGCAAUGUUGGGCCUGAAAACUGAUCAGGAAGUCCUUGGAGAACUUGUGAAAAUGAAAGUUCCAGCUGUGGCAGAGCUGAUGGAAAGACACGGAGUCAUGUGGACCCUAGUGGUGUCACGCUGGUUUAUAUGCCUGUUCAUUGACAUCCUCCCAGUGGAGACUGUGCUCCGAAUAUGGGAUUGUUUAUUCUAUGAAGGGUCAAAGAUCAUCUUCCGUGUGGCCUUAACAUUGAUUAAGCAAAACCAAGCUUUUAUUUUGGAAGCCACGAAUUUCCCUGACAUUUGUGAUAAAUUUAAGCAGAUCACCAAAGGAACAUUUGUAACAGAGUGUCACAGCUUCAUGCAGAAAAUAUUUGCUGAUCCUGGAAGCUUCUCCAUGGCAACAAUCAACAAACUCCGAGAGACUUGCAGGGAGAAGGUGCUUUCUCAGGGAUAAAUGCCAGAUGUAACCAGGUGGUCAGAUACUACAGCAAUUGACACAUUCCUCUAGUUGCACUGAUUAAAGCACACUUUAAGUUUUCCAUGAAUUAAUUGACACUUGACCAAUUUUUCCUGCCUUUUAAGUAAGUGUGUUAACACUUUGUACUGUAUGUCAGAUUUGAUAACUGGAACUGGUGGUUCUGUUACUGUUUGUUGGUGGUGUGUUGUUUUUAUUUUUUAAGGAUUAAGGUAUCUUCAGACUAGAAUGUGAUCAAUGUCAGGAGGACCCUCCUUUUAAAUAAAUAAUCCCAGGGAAUUUUGUAAUAUUAAAAGCAAACAGAUGUAAAAAAUUAUGUAUUACUGUGUUAACUGUGACACUAUUACCAUUUGUACAAAAUAAAUUAAUUUAAUUUGUCAGAACCUGUUUCAUGGUGUAGAGUAAAUUAUGUGAUCUGAGUCCUGUCAGUCAUCGGAUGGAAUACAAGCAUCUUUUUCCUCACUGCUCUCACUUAAGGAACUCAAAUAGAGCAAAGUACAGGGCAAGAGAGCAAUCAGUGAUCAUCACUAGCAGUUGAUCUAUGCAGUGUGAGAUGGAGCAGCUGUAGUGCAGUUCUCCCA